CAUCGGAGUAGAGUAUGAUGUUCCGAUUCCGACACAGAGUUUUGGAGUUCCACAAUUUCAGAGAUUAAUCUCACGGCGACGCCAAUUAACAAUCACAGUCUGAUCAAAAACCCAAAACCCUUCUCGUUCCCGCCAUUUCUCAGUUCUUCCGGCUCCGCUGUCUACUCUCUAUCUUCCUUCUCUCUCACUCUGAAAUCGCUUAUUUCCGUUUGCAAUUUCUGCGAUUGAUGCUUUCACUGCGUUCAUGUUACUAUCUACGCCCCGUUACAAUCGCAUUGCCUCAUCCCCAAUUCAAGAAACUCAUUUUCUUCAACAAAACUCAUUCUUUCAAACCCAUCCUCCCGAAUUUUGUUUCCGCAAUGUCUUCUCGUCCUUCGGCUUUCGAUGCUCUCAUGUCUGGUGCUCGGGCCGCUGCCAAGAAGAAGUCUGCAACUUCAACUUCUUCUCCCAAGAAGCGUAAAGCCCUAGAUUCUUUAGACCCUUCUCCAAAACCUAGCUCCUCCCACACUUUGGAGUCAAUGCUGCCUGUUGAAUCGCAGUGCGGCAACUCAAUUUUGGACAAUCCUGGAGGUUCUCAUCUGGGAACGGCCGAGAACGCGGUGGAUUUGGGAGAAACCAAGUUGGGUCAAGAUAAUGGCGGCAGUGUUGGAACCAAGAAUGGGCCGGCGGGGAGUAAAACGUGCGCGACAAGUGUUCAAGAAAGAACUGCGAAAUUGAAGAGUUCUAUUCCAGAAUUGAAAAAGAAAGCCAAGGAUUUCAACUCGAAAAAUGUUGCGUGUUGGAAAGAGGGCGAACGGGUCCCCUGUUUGUUUCUGUGUCUGGGCUUCGACAUGAUUUCUGAGGAGUCUAGUAGGAUUGUUAUCACCGAUAUUGUGUGUAACAUGUUGAGGACCGUCAUGGAUACCACACCCGACGACUUGGUGGCCACUGUAUAUCUUUUGGCUAAUAAGAUUGCUCCAGCCCACGAAGGGCUUGAGUUGGGGAUUGGGGAUUCCUCUAUUAUCAAAGCUCUUUCUGAGGCUUUUGGAAGGACAGAGGCGCAGGUUAAAAAACAGUACAAGGAACUAGGAGAUUUAGGUCUUGUUGCCAAAGCGAGCCGUUCAUCGCAGUCCAUGAUGCGAAAGCCUGAUGCUUUAACUAUUGCCAAAGUAUUUGACACAUUUCGGCUGAUUGCUAAGGAAUCUGGCAAGGAUAGUCAAGAGAAGAAAAAGAACCAUAUCAAGUCACUGCUUGUUGCUGCCACAGACUGUGAACCUUUAUAUCUGAUUAGAUUGCUGCAGACAAAAUUGCGAAUUGGACUUGCUGAACAGACUCUUUUAGCUGCAUUAGGCCAAGCUGCUGUGUAUGCUGAAAAACACUCUACGCCACCACCAAACAUUCAAUCUCCUCUAGAAGAGGCUGCUAAGACUGUAAAGCAAGUGUAUUCUAUACUCCCAGUUUAUGAUAAACUUGUCCCUGCACUUCUUACUGGUGGUGUGUGGAAUCUUUCAAAAACAUGCAACUUUACACCAGGUAUUCCAAUUGGACCCAUGCUAGCAAAACCAACAAAGGGAGUGUCCGAGAUCUUAAAUAAAUUCCAGGAUUUGGAAUUUACUUGUGAAUACAAAUAUGAUGGUGAACGUGCACAGAUACAUUACUUGGAAAAUGGUUCAGUUGAGAUAUACAGUCGAAAUGCUGAACGAAACACUGGAAAGUUCCCCGAUGUUGUUCUAACGGUAUCAAGGGUAAAGAAACCAUCUGUAAGAUCGUUUAUUUUGGAUUGUGAACUUGUUGCUUAUGAUCGUGGAAAACAGAAGAUUCUGCCUUUCCAGAUUCUGAGUACUCGAGCUCGCAAGAACGUGGCCGUGAGUGAUAUUAAGGUUGAUGUGUGUGUAUUUGCCUUUGAUUUAUUAUAUCUUGAUGGUCAACCACUUAUUCAGAGAGAACUUAAUGUUCGUCGAGAGCUUCUCUAUGAUUCAUUUAUGGAAGAACCUGGGUAUUUUCAAUUUGCCACCGCAAUAUUAACAAACGAUCUUGAGGAAAUACAGAAAUUCCUUGAUGCAUCUGUUGAUGAAAGUUGUGAAGGUUUAAUUAUCAAAACAUUGAAUAGAGAUUCUACUUAUGAGCCAUCCAAGAGGUCACAUAACUGGUUAAAACUGAAGAAGGACUACAUAGACAGCAUAGGGGAUUCACUUGAUCUGGUACCAAUUGCUGCCUUCCAUGGCCGUGGGAAGCGUACAGGUGUCUAUGGCGCAUUCCUCCUUGCUUGUUACGACAAUGAUAAUGAAGAAUUUCAAAGCAUUUGUAAGAUAGGAACUGGKUUUUCUGAAGCAAUGCUUGAGGAACGUUCUACUAGUCUUCGUUCUAAAGUCAUUACUGAACCGAAGUCAUAUUAUCGGUAUGGAGAUACAAUCAAUCCGGAUGUUUGGUUUGAGCCUACGGAGGUUUGGGAGGUUAAAGCAGCAGACUUGACUAUUAGCCCAGUUCACCGUGCAGGAGUUGGCAUUGUGGAUUCUGAUAAGGGAAUUUCUCUUCGGUUUCCACGUCUUGUUCGUGUAAGGCAAGACAAAACUCCAGAGGAAGCUUCAUCAUCAGAGCAGGUUGCCGACAUGUAUAAUGCUCAAAAACUCAACCAUCAAAAUAAUCGAGAUGAUAAAGAUGACGACUGAGAAAUUGAAGUUUUUACUCGCUCCAAACGUGUUGCAUUCUCAAUUUUCAACUGGAGAAUUAUUGGCAAAUUACCAUGUUUGGUGCCAUGGAACAUGUCAUUGUCUGCUUGGGCCCUUGAGUAUGUGUCAGGUUCAAACGAUCAGAUUUUAGCCGACCUCGGUAUUCCUUGCAAUUGCAAUACUUAAAAUGUUUUCCUGAUGUUGAGCAAGUAGUUACAUGGCCCACAUGUUCUCAUAACACCUUUAACAAUGUAGACAAAAGGUGAAAUCAAUUGUUAUGUUACUUCUACUACGACAUUUUGUACAUUAUAAUUUAUGAUAUUAUAUGAGAUGUUUCUUGUAUCGCGUUCAA
Molecule: messenger RNA, 3000 nt
Organism: Momordica charantia (bitter melon)
Lineage: Eukaryota; Viridiplantae; Streptophyta; Magnoliopsida; Cucurbitales; Cucurbitaceae
Product: DNA ligase 1
Biological process (GO): DNA repair; lagging strand elongation; DNA biosynthetic process
Cellular component (GO): nucleus; mitochondrion
Molecular function (GO): DNA ligase (ATP) activity; ATP binding; DNA binding
Source: RefSeq, a predicted model, not a curated record